This is a messenger RNA of Daktulosphaira vitifoliae (grape phylloxera), 4275 nucleotides long. Its product is annotated as phosphatidylinositol phosphatase PTPRQ-like. Gene Ontology annotation, molecular function: protein tyrosine phosphatase activity; protein binding. Gene Ontology annotation, biological process: protein dephosphorylation. The record is from RefSeq and is a predicted model, not a curated record. NCBI's taxonomy places the organism in Eukaryota, Metazoa, Arthropoda, Insecta, Hemiptera, Phylloxeridae. The transcript is spliced from 20 exons. Bases 97 to 3315 code for a protein of 1072 amino acids.
UUACACUUUAAAAAUUAAGUUGUCCUAUGUCGUGCUUACUUUAAAACUUUGAAUAUUAUUAACGCAUUAUUGUUUAAAUUCAAUACAUUCGUUAAUAUGAAUAAUUCUUAUACGAAAAACAUUAAUGUUUUCUUUUUGAUAACGGGCAUUUAUGUUUAUCUAUCGCUCUCUAUCAAAAUUUUAACUGCAUCAAAUCAAUUAUCGUACAACGAAACAGAGAAAUUGUUUGAAACCAAUUAUAUUCAUCUAACGGUAAAUGCUAUUGGUUCAUCAACUAUUGAUGUAGGGUGGUUACCAGUAUUAGAUAUUAAUAAUAAAUCUAUGAACUAUUUAGUAAGUUAUUCAAAUCAUCAAACUAGCGAAAUAAUAAACACCAGCACAACACGAUUAAAAUUAAAUGAUCUAAUAGAAUGCACUACAUACAUUAUAACUGUAAGGUGCAUUUUCAUAACUGAUGAUAAAAUUGUACUUGGACCCUCUACAACUAAAGCUGUAUCAACACUAAGUAUUAUUCAAACAGAAACAAUUAAUAAUUUUUCCGUAAGUGUAUAUAGUCGAGCAGCAAUAUUAUCUUGGAAUAAUUUUUUGGAAAAAUCAACUUGUUCAAUUAAUUAUAGAAUAUCAUGGUCUCGAUCGCAAGAAACACACUUAAAGGAACAAUUAUUUACAGAAAAUAAUUUUUAUUAUAUGAACAAUUUGGAGCCUUGUACCCAAUACACGGGUUAUAUUAUACCUGUAGAUAGGAUAGUCGACAAAGGAAAAUCAACUCGAUUCAAUUUUACUACCAAACAUGAAAUUACUGGGACGGUAGAAAAUUUAUCUUAUGUUACCAAUGAGCCCAGAAGUUUAUUUCUCAGUUGGAAUGCACCAAAGAAUUUUCCUCUUUGUGUAAAUUUUUUUCGGAUUGUUUACUGUGGUAAUAAUUUCGAUUGCUCAUCACUGAAUACUCAAAAUAACCAUAUAAAACUUACACAGUUAAAACCAAAAACAUCUUACAUAAUUUUAGUGUUUCCUGUUAUGUUAAAUAAUGAAGAUGGAAUCCCUGCUAGAAUCGUUGCUACGACAGAAACUGAAACACCUGAGGUUCCUCUUAAUUUAUCAGUGAUAUUUGUAUCUCCUACAUCUAUGCUUGUUCAGUGGGCAUCAUAUUCGUCAAACAGGAAUAUUAUUGCAUAUCGAUUAAGUGUAAGAUUUAAAAACUAUGUCUAUGAAGUACCAAAAUACUGUUCUUUUAAAAAUCAAGAUCAAUGGACAUAUAACAUAAAUGUAGAACAAAAUAGCGAUGAAUUUGAAGAUAAAUUUAAAAAUACAGGAUUAAAAGAAUUCCGAUAUGAAAUCAAAAAUGAUUUUAAACCAGCUAGUGAAUAUCAAAUAGAGUUAUUUGCAAUAACGGACUAUGAAUAUGGAAAUUCUUCAGCUACAACAAUAAUUACUGCACCGUCAAGUAGUUCACAAGUAGUAGACUUAAAAGUUUUAUCAAUAACUUCGAAUUCAGUAACAAUUAGUUGGAAACAUCCUUGUGAACCAAAUGGUAGGAUAGCGUUCUUUCAUAGCACUACAAUAGGAGAGAGAUAUGCAUAUGAUAGUCAUAUUUUUGGUAUAAAAUAUGACAUUAUGGGAAAUAAAAAAACAUAUGAAUAUAAUGUUACAAACCUGCUACCUGCAUAUAAUUAUCGUUUCACAGUUGCGGCAAUUACAUAUGACGUCGAAGUAGUAGGGCAAGACAAUUCUAUACUUUUUACUACAUUAUCAACGAGUCCUAAUUUGCCAUCUAAAUAUGAUACUCAUCGUUAUCUAAGAGUUACUGUAUAUGAAAACUAUUUAACAAGAGUUCGAGUGAAUAUUUCUACCAAAUUAUUUUCAAACCUAAAUGGAACAAUUAGGUCCUAUUCUAUAAUUGUUCUUCAAGAUGGUGGUUUUCCUGAUAUACCAGAAAGAGGCGAGCGCAAUGAUCAGGACAAAUGGCCUCCUGAAUUAAAAACUUGGGCAAUGGCAGCUCCUUAUCCUUUUAUACUAGCUUAUCAAACUACUCCAAAUGGUUGGAUGCCCUUUAAUGUUUUAGAUCAAACCGAUGAUCAAGCGAUUUUUGAUAUUGGCGUUGAUGACUCUUGUCAUAUAAGUGAUGUAAACAUCUAUUGUAAUGGUCCACUAAGGCCAGGUACGAAUUACAGGAUGAAAUUGAGAGUUUUCACCGAUCACGGAUUUCAAGAUUCUUGGACUGUACCUUUUACGACACCCGGCAAGUAUACUACAAUAUAUUAUUUGAUAUUAUGCAGUGUUCUUUUAGCAAUACUGAUAACAACGACUGGAAUAUGUUGCGUUUUAAACAAAAAAGUACCAUGGACAGUACGUAAAACUAUACAAAGAUCAGAUGAUAACUCUAAAUUAUCAAGCGUAAUGAGCUAUCAAGAGUUGCUGGAUAAAAAUCCUCAGCAAAUCGAGGCGGAAUUCAAUAUUUUGACAAUGCACAUGAAACCUAUUGCCUCAAUGGAUAUUGCAUUGAUGCCUCAGAAUAAAUCAAAAAACCGAUAUACCAAUAUACUACCUUAUGACUAUAACAGAGUUGCAAUUAAUUCCAAUGAUGGUAACUACAUAAAUGCAUCAUUGAUUGAAGAUUCUAAAGGAAUUUUACAAUAUAUUGCAAGUCAGGGUCCUACAAAAAAUACAUGCGCUGAUAUGUGGCAGAUGAUUUUGGAUUUCGAUAUUUCUGCAAUUGUUAUGUUAUGUCAUAUAACUGAACAAGGAAAAAUAAAAUGUGAAAAAUAUUUUCCUGACAACCAAGAAAAGCUAGUGUUUGGUAAUAUCUAUGUAAAUAAUGAUAUUAUGAUUGUCGACAAUGAGCACUCUUACACUACUAGAAUAAUUACAAUUAAAAAAGAAGAUAAGGAGAAAACCAUCAGACAUUUUCAGUUUCAUAAUUGGCCAGACUUUGGUGUCCCUAGCGAACCGUCUGUAAUGGUGAAAUUUUGCCAAAUAGUACAAGCAAAAGCUCCAGCUGGUAUAAUUGUAGUGCAUUGCAGCGCUGGAAUCGGUAGAACAGGAACUUAUAUAGCAUGCGAUAUACUUUUACGACAAAUUCACGAAAAAAGUAAACUUGAUGUUUUGAAAACAGUUUUGAAGUUACGUAAGCUCAGGGCUAACAUGGUUCAAACACAAGCUCAAUAUGAAUUUGUGUAUAGUUGUUUAGCAUUUUAUAUUAGGCAAUAUUUGAUGCCUACAUCAGAUAACACAGUGUUCAUUAUUUGGUUUUUAGUGAACAAUAAACGAAAAUCAUCUCGAACGAAUACAAGCAAUAAUAGCUCAGGGUUUACAUAACUUGAAACUAUAUUAAAUACACAAACACACUUAAACUAAAUUUUGCAAACCAUGUUUAGUUUAAAUUUUUAAUAUUUUUUUUUGUAUAGAAGAAGUUGAAAUGAAAUAAGUAAUAGGUUAAUAUUUUAAUUAUGUAUUCACUUUAUUUCCUACUAUGAAAAUAUACGUUUUUCAAAUUUGAAAUAAGAUUAAGUCAUUUCUUCAGUUAUAAUUGUACCAGUCUUAAAUAGUUUUAAAUUUAAUAUAAUAUUUCUUUAACAAUAUUAUAAUAUAUAACAUUAUAAUAAACUCAUUGAAAUGUUAUUUUAACUUAUUUUGGUUUAAAUGCUAACUUGAUUCUUGUCAAAUAAACAGAUAAUAUUUGUCUCUUAACUUUUAUAUUUAUUAUAAAGUUUAUUUUUCAUAAAAAAUAAUUAUACCUCAAUAUUACAAUGGGGGUGCGGUGUGCCGUCACUUAGUCGCUGUCAUAGCGUGAUUUUCAGCUACACAACUUUCCGGAUGGCUCUAUACUGGAUUUUUAAAUUUUUUUUUUUUAAUUAAUGUAUUAGAUUUUAUUUAACCCUUUAUAAUGUUCUGUUAAAAUUAAUCUUUUUAAAUAACUAUUUAAUGAAAUACAGAAAAUCAAAAGGUUGUACAUAGACAAAUUAAGAAUAAAUUAUUUUCUAUUUAAUCCAGCUGGAUUAGUUGUUGGUUUUGUCAAGAAAAAUAAGCGUCCCGAUUUGUAUAAUCAAGCUUGGUGUGUUUUUUUUACAUUUUCUUUCCAAUUUUUAUUUUAUCCUUAUGAAAUUAGCCAAACAUAAAAUAUAUAGAUUCUUUUAUCAAAGUUUUAUUUCUUAACGAAUAACAAUUUUAUUAUUUUAACAUGUUAACAUUUAAAUUAAAAUAACUCUUGUAAACUUUUAAUCUAAACGUAUGCGUUAUUUGUUUAUUGCUUAUAAUAUACACUAUUAAAUUGUAGAU